This is a messenger RNA of Prorocentrum cordatum, 4908 nucleotides long. The record is from the annotation of a GenBank genome assembly. Lineage: Eukaryota; Dinophyceae; Prorocentrales; Prorocentraceae.
AUGGCUCAUGAUGGUGGUGGUUAUGCUUCGGAGCCGGGCUUGCCUUUGGACAGCUUCACGAAGAGUGUUCCUCCUGGUUGGCGAGCUGGCAUGCCGAAGUAUCCAAUACGACGGUACACGCAACUUCUACGUCUCUGGUGGCGUCAGACUGAUGUUGGUGAGAGCGCUUGUGGGCCAGCUAUGGCUGGCAGGCUUCGUGGUGCAGCAUUCCAGAUCGCGAAUAGCAUCAGGGCGAAUCGUCUUGAUCUUUCCACCGGCUUGAUGAGGGAGAUGAUCGGUGAUGAGUUGUUGGCACAACCGAGUCACGAAGCUUGGCAGAAUGCGGCAGGUGAAUCAUUUCCAGCAGAACCUGCCGGAGCAACGGUGUUGCUCAACGCGCUGCAAAAGGAGUUCGGCAUGCAGGAGCAGGAAAUGAAUAUUCAGUCCCUCGACGCCUUCUUCAUGCAUCAUCGUGGCAGCCUCAGCCUGUCGGACUACCUCACGAUGUGGCGCAUGACGUACGAUGAAGCGAAUCAGAACUCAGGAUUGGAAAUCAAUGAUGUGGGCCGAUCAUAUCUUCUCCUUCGGACCUCAGGCCUCUCAGACCGACUGAAGGACGAUAUCAAGUUGAAGCUCGAUGGCAACCUGUCGCGAUUCGAAGACCUGAUGAACCUCCUACAGCGGAUGGCCCAUGCUGAGACACAUACAGGCUCGAGCAUUCCCGAGAUGGUCAAGCAACAUUGGCAGAACACGGAUUGGAAUGAUGAUAGUUGGUACUCAGAUGAGUGGUAUGACGAUUAUGAUAAUUUCUAUGAAGGUGAUUGGUGGAAUGCAGGUGACGGCUGGUCUCAGGAUGAUUGGUCACAGCAUAUCCCGGCAGCAGAAGGUAUUGAGACAGCCCCAACUACAUCGGCGGCAUCAGAAUCUGAAGACUAUUAUGGCAAAGGUAAGAAAGGUAAGAAAGGCACAGCAGAGUUUCCAGAACUACAACUACCUCAGACUCCAGAGACAUCGCAGCUCAGUGUAAGCACGCAUUCGUUCGAGUUUGUCGGGACGUUGCCUGAAUUGGUGCCCCGAUCGCCGGAUACGGAUACAUCCGAGAUUAAGUCCUCAUCGAUGUUCGACAUGAGAACAACUAAUGAGAUACCAGCGACGAUUGAUGAAGAUAAGCGUUUCCAUCCUCCAGCCGAUCAGGAAGAGUCCGUCAACGGUGGCACUCCCAUGGAUGAUGGCAUUGGUUCUGCAAAGAUGAAGCGAACAAUCUUCAUGACCACCGACGGCGAGAGUUAUGGACAGAUGCAUCUGGUUCGUGGUCGUGAGAUGGCCGGCAUCAUCGUGGACCCUGGAGCUGCCGCCGGACUCAUGGGAACAGAUACGAUGAAGGACUAUGUUCGAACAUAUCUUAAGGACGCCGGCCUAGAGUACACCCUGGCACCAAGUAACAGUACAUUCUCAGGUAUCGACGGCAACACGGACCCAGGUCUUGCAGUGGUGACGAUGCCUCUCGGAGUCCCUGGAGUGCAAGAUAUCACGUUCAAGGCAGAUCUCAUGGGAGGAAGCGGCUCAAAAUGCCCAGGUCUCCUUCCAUUACCAUCACUCUUGGAAUAUAACGCCGCAUUGUUCUGUGAUAUUCUUGAUCACCGAGAUGGAGUUCUAGUGCUGAAGAUAAAGAUCACUCACAAGGUUGUCAAGGCGUACUUCAUCAGAGUUUACUUCACCGACAGCGGCCACUACCUACUACCGAUUGGACAGUUUGGACAGCAGAACCUUGAAGAGGAUAAGCUGAAAGCAGCGGUCAAGCGAUAUUGCAGCAGUAUCUUUAAAUCAGUCGAUGAAGACGCACCGCAGAUUCAGCUUCAGGCCUCGAGAACGGGAAGCAGUACCUCGCCAGAUCACAAGACGUCUCCGACGACGGUUCCAGAGAUUUCGUGGACACCCACUUGUGACUGGCCAAGCUUCAGCAAGCUACAUAAGCACUACAACCUGGACCUCUUCAAGGCUUGGAAUCAGACACGUGGGCAUCGGUAUGCAGAUACUGGAGAUUGUUGGCCUCGUCAUCUUCAGGAAGCUUCUAAAAGACUGGAGAAUGAAUAUCGAGCUCUACCUGAAGAAUUCUAUACCUUCACGGAUUGUGUGGUCAUUACGCCGGACAACGAGGCGUUCCCGAAGCAGGAGAUGCAGCUCCUGCGUCAUCAGCAGGCCCUGCUGCAGCAGCUGCUCCACCAGUGGAGCCCCCUUCUGGAGUGGCAGCUCCAGAACAGCAAGCAGCUGCAGCUGACGAACCACCUCCACCUCCGCCGGCAUCAGUCGGACUACCUCGGCGCCGGAUCGUUCGGAAAGCAGUGGACCCUAAGAAUGGUGUUUGAGCUUAUGAGUUUGGUCGAGCAACUUGUACCGAACACUCCGCUGAUCUUCGGCAAGUUCUUCAACGAGUCAGAGGGUCAGUAUAUGAUUGUACCUCCAGAUCUCUAUGAGAACGAGCCAAGACUCUACACGGUCGCCAAGAAGGUGGCCUUGGACACGUUUCUUGAGAAUGACAUUGGUGGCAUCCAGGAGCUGCCCGUGAGCAUCAACAUCACCCUUGCAUCACAUGGGCCAUGGCAGGAUUCAUCAUAUGUGCUCUUCUACUUCUUCCAGUCCAAGGACGAGUCUAACGCAUCAUUUGAGCACGAUCCUGAUCUUGGCGAUUACCUCAGCAGCCUCCCACAGCAGCCGACACCACCAUGUCUCAUGAGAGCCCAAUGUCAGUACAAGCUCAGCCAGGACCUCCAGCUCCACCGGCGCCUCCAGCACCGCCUGCAGCGCCAUGGGGUAUCCCAACAGCUCCGAGUACGUGGCACCCUCAGGUUCCAGUACCACCUACUCCGCCUCCAUCAUCUCGGAUCCCGAGAUCACCUGAGCAGGCACAUGGUCAGGCUCCGCCUCCACCGGCACCACCGGCACCACCAGCGGCGACCAUUCCUCAAGUACCAGCGGCCAUGCCAGAACCUGCAGUGUCUCAGAGUCCAAUACCAGCUCCAUCACCGAUGGACAGCAUCAUCUCCGACGAGCAGUUCGACUCUGGGAAUGCUGAUGAGUCUGGCAGCCCUGACAGGUCACGAUCACGAAUCGUACGUUUUCCAGAUGAGAGACCUCUUCCACUACUACCACCAGGUGCACAGCAUCGACCGAGAGCUCUGCCAGCACCUGUACUACCAUCAGCAGCACCAGCGACACCUGCACCAACAGCAGAUCCUGCUAAGACGAUUGAGCAUCCAGUUGAAGAUCCUGAUCAGACAGUUGAGCAUCCAGUUGAAGAUCCUGAUCAGACAGUUGAGUAUCCAGUUGAAGAUCCUGAUCAGACAAACUGUCGAGUAUCCAGUUGAGGAUUCGGACUCCACCAAGAAGGAUCAUUACACCGCGAACAACUUUGUCAGUCCGUUUCCAACUUGGUGGACAGCCUCGGCAUUACAUGCUCGACAAGAUCCUGGCCACACGGACGACUACACCGUGGACUACAUUUACUUCUGCAUCAGACACGGAUGGAAGAACGUGGACAUCUACCCUGGCACGAAGACGAAGCAUUUCUUGUUGUGCCUGGACCUUUUCGAUGAUGAAUGCUUCAGUGUAUCCAGUGACGAGAUACUCACGCCCGACGAUGUCAUUCGCCAUUGGCCAGCAGUUGAAGCAGCUGAUCGCAAGGAAGUUUCGAGUUUCGUCCAGCAUGGUAUCUUCAAGCUUGCCCCAUCUUCCGCUUCGGACAACACCGUUGAUGGCACGUGGGUUCGGAAAUGGGCAGAUCGUUCAAAAGGGCUCGUGAAAAGUCGUUGUUGUGGCAGGGGUUUCCUCGACAGACAGAAGAACAGCAUCGACCGGCACAGCAGCACCGCCUCGCGUCUAUCUCAUCGUAUGGCCGUCUCUUUGGGUGUUCAGCACGACCUGGUGAUCGAGAGUCUGGACAUCAGCACUGCUUUCUUGCAGGGCCUCAAGUUCUCGGAAGUAGUCAAACGGGCGGCAGAACUCGGACACGAGAUACGCCAGAUACGACAGGUUUGGUUCAGGCCACCUCCGAAUGUAUGGCGACACCUACGUGAGAUUGAGAGCAGCGGCAUUUAUAAGUUUCUUGACAACGUCUAUGCGAAGCUGUCAGCACGAUUCGGAAAAGUCAAGCGUUGCACACUUCCUCUGAUAUAUGUUGGAGUUCGGCAUCAGCUACUGGCCCCUGGACACGUAUUGUUGGACCAAGAACACUACCUGAUGAAGCUCAAGCCCGCGAAAGUGACCGAUCCAAGGCACUUGAAGCAAGACACGUUGGCGCUAGACAAAGAAGAACACCAAGGAUUUCGCUCUCUGUUGUGCAGUCUCCUGUGGGUUUGUCUGACACGCGUUGAUCUUUGUCAUGGAGUUGUAGCCUUACAGGCAGAAAUGAUCAAGCCGACGAUUGCACACCUGAAGCAGUGUAACCAGCUCUUGGCCCGUGCUAUCAAGACGAAGACGAUGAACGGCCUCCACUACCAUAAGCUUCACAUGCCUCUACGCUUGGUAUCCAUCACCGACGCCGGACAUGCUUCGAAGCGAUCAGGAUAUCCGUAUGAGGGCAAGAUGGUACUGUUGAUGGGCGAGCCGAAGACAGACUAUGAUGCUCAGGAGUGGUGGCCACUCGGAGUAUUUCCUCAGUUGCUUGAGAUGUGUACGACAGGAAAGUGGAAGCUGAUACCUCAGGAAGGAAAAUACAUUCGAGUCAAAGCCAGUGUUAUCAAGCCAGACUACACCGAGCAGGAUCUACGAGACGGAAAGGAUUGCCACUAUGACGAGUGGCCGGACUAUGAUGAUGAUGAUUACACCGCCUACGACGAGUACCAGAACCACUACGGGUACAAGACCAUCAUGAUGAACGACAGCGAUCUAUCCACGGUGUGGAACUACUUCGGCGACUACAUCUACGGCUGA